AUGCGAACAGAAUUACGUAUAUUUUCUCAAAUCUGUUCAGGUAAAAUUGAUGAAUUCCAAUUAUCUAUAUGUGAAAUUGGAAAUUUCAUGAAAACAUUUGAGGUGAUGAAAGAAGAAAAUGAGGAUUUAAAGAAGCGCGUUACUACCUUAGAAUGCCGACUUAAUGAUUUUGAACAAUAUUCAAGAUUGAAUAAUAUUGAGAUUCAAGGUGUUCCUGAAAGAAAAGAUGAAAAUAUUAGCAAUAUCGUGAACAAGGUGGUGGAUGCUCUGGGAGUUUUAGCUUUGGCCAAACAGAAGAAACGUACGUCAAACGGUCUAGGGCUAAAGAUCGACGAUGUUGGAGCUACUAGAAUAGGUUUGACAGUUAUAGAACCUAGAUCCAGUAACUAUAAUAAAGAAGAGGAAAAUAUUAUUUUUAUUGUAGAUGAAGGUACUGGAGAAGAUACCCCCUCCUGUUCAAUAGAUACGUUCCCAGUUUCUAUUAGGGCUGAUUCGCCUCUGCAAGAUGUGGAUGAAAAUAAUAUGAACAGUAUAAAUAACAAUGCUCAUAAAACUGUUGAAUCUCCUAAAAAAAAACAAAAGUUGAUUUAA
Molecule: messenger RNA, 591 nt
Organism: Psylliodes chrysocephalus
Lineage: Eukaryota; Metazoa; Arthropoda; Insecta; Coleoptera; Chrysomelidae
Source: the annotation of a GenBank genome assembly